This is a messenger RNA of Micropterus dolomieu (smallmouth bass), 2325 nucleotides long. RefSeq names its product peroxisomal succinyl-coenzyme A thioesterase-like. The transcript has 11 exons. The coding region runs from base 154 to 1467 and encodes 437 amino acids. Gene Ontology annotation, molecular function: fatty acyl-CoA hydrolase activity. Lineage: Eukaryota; Metazoa; Chordata; Actinopteri; Centrarchiformes; Centrarchidae. Gene Ontology annotation, biological process: acyl-CoA metabolic process; fatty acid metabolic process. The record is from RefSeq and is a predicted model, not a curated record.
AGCCUCGGUUUUAUAAAAGUUGAUUAACACUGACUCGAUCACUACUUCGUUUCCAGACUCCUGACGAGUUUAUCCUCCGGGUGAGACGGAGCAAAAUCAACGCACUCACUGCAAACCUGCACAACAGAAGGCAACAGCUGCUCUAAGUUCAAGAUGGACAGGAAGCAGUUUUGUGUGAAUCUGUCGGUCCAGCCGACCAGAGGGCUCGUGGAUGAGAAGUUUAUCGUCACGGUCCAGAAUGUCCCGUCUGGUUUCCAGCUGACCGUCCACGCCCUCCAUCAUUGUGAAGAUGGAAACACCUGGGAGGCGUUCGGCCACUACACCGCCAAUGCCAUUGGGACUGUGAAAAUUUCAGAGGAUCCCAGUCUGGGCGGGACAUAUUCUGGGGUUGAACCGAUGGGUCUACUGUGGAGCCUCAGACCAUUUCCAGGCAGCAAACCUGGGCUCAGGUUGAGGAAGGUGAACGUCCAGACUCCCAUGGAGGUCACAAUCUCAGUGUACCAGGGUCACCAGACUGAGGGCUUUAUGGAUCAGGUGCCGCUGGCCAGUGUGGUGGUGGAGCGCUGGUACAUGGCGCCCGGCGUCCGCAGAAUCCCCAUCACAGAAGGCGGACUCACUGCGACCCUCUUCCUGCCCUCAGGACCAGGACCUUUCCCGGGCCUCCUGGACUUGUGGGGGGGUGGAGGGAAGUUGGUGGAGUACCGUGCAGCGCUGCUGGCCUCACAUGGAUUCGCCUCCCUGGCCCUCGACUACCUGACACCUAAAAUCACCAUGGAAACUGGGAAGAUGGUGGACAACCAGUACUUUGAGACGGCUUAUAGAGUCCUGGAGCAGCAUCCUCAGGUCCUCAGCAGCAGGAUCGCCAUGAUGGGUCUUUCCUUUGGCACCAGUAUCACCUUAAAAAUGGCUGCAUACUCUCAAGUUAUAAAGCUCAGGUGUGCUGUGUGUAUCAGUGGGAGUCAUGUGCAGCCGAUUGACGGCUCUGUGGAACAGAUGAUGACUUACUUUAAAGAAAACGCUGGGAAGACUCGCAUCAAUGAGGAGAAUGAGAUGAUCUGGCGAGAUCUGCUGCUGCCCAUUCCCACCGACCCCACACUCAAAGUGGACGUGGGACGACUCCAGUGUCCUCUGUUGCUGGUUGUUGGUGAGGACGAUCAGAACUGGCCCACCUACGAGUCUGCACAGGACAUUAGGAAGAUGAUGGAGAGUGCGGGCAAUAGCCACCUGCUGACUCUCCUGUCGUACCCCAACACUGGCCAUCUGAUUGAACCUCCGUACACGCCGCACUUCCGAGCCAGCGCCUUCAGAUCAGUUGACAUACGUGAGAAAGUUAUGGCUCUGUGGGGCGGAGAGACGGUGGCACAUUCUCGUGCUCAGGAAGACGCCUGGAGGAAGACGCUGGUCUUUCUGAGGGAGAAUCUGUAUGGCGGCACAAACCCUGGUGCAGCAUCAUUUUCCCACCUGUAACCAAAGCAACAACUAAUGAUUAAAAACUCCUACAGCUUGAUGGCUGGACAUUUCCUGGUUGAAUCAUUAGUACAAAAGAUGACUAUCUAUUACUAAUAAUAAAGUAAACAUAUAUAGCACUUAACAAAACCAGAUAUUACAAAGUGCUUUUAAAGGAGAAAAAAACUUACAUAUGUAUAUCAUAUGUAUUAUAAAUGCACACAUGCAGACAAAUGUACCAUUUUAAAUAAGAUUAUUAAAACUUCUUUCAAUAAAAAAAUAUGUAUUCAGAAUUGAUUUCAAAAGAAGAUAUUGAUUUCGCAAGUCUGAUUUUGUGAGGUAGUUUGUUUCAGUUGAGGUGCCCUAACAGCUUAAGCUCAGUUUCCUAUAGUCUUAUACUUUGAUAUGGGAAGCACUAAAAGAUUCCUCAGGGCCCACACAGGCUUCUGUAUGCUGGACCACUGGCCGUCCGGGACCUCUGUCUCUAGCCUGGCUUUUGAUGCCUCAUUCCAGAUGUUUGGAUUAAGAUCUUUUUCCUCCAUGAGAUUCUGCCUCUCCUGUUGUCUCUUUUCUUUUGUCUUAUCUGUAUGAAUAAUGUUCUUUCAGCUAAGCUCUUGUGUGUUUGUGCAGUUUUCCCUGUCAAAGGUUUAUUUGGGGAGGUUUUUCUUAUGUGAAUCGAAGGUCUAAGGACAGAGGAUGUUGUAUGCCAUACAGAUUGUAAAGCCCCUUGAGUCAUAUUUUUUAACUGUGAUAUGGGGAUAUGUAAAUAAAAACUACCUUGACACAGUAAUACAGAGAUGUAGCCUGGGGCCGGGCUAUUAAGUGCUUUUAAAAUAAGAACAUUGUAGUGUUGAUUCUGUAAUAAACUGAGUGAUAUAA